This is a messenger RNA of Dendronephthya gigantea, 6256 nucleotides long. Its product is annotated as serine-protein kinase ATM-like. The transcript is spliced from 41 exons. The record is from RefSeq and is a predicted model, not a curated record. Gene Ontology annotation, biological process: DNA repair. Lineage: Eukaryota; Metazoa; Cnidaria; Anthozoa; Malacalcyonacea; Nephtheidae. Gene Ontology annotation, molecular function: protein binding; protein serine/threonine kinase activity. The coding region runs from base 86 to 5932 and encodes 1948 amino acids.
AUGUACAUGGCUGAAGCAAUUGGAAUUUUAUUUCUCAAAUUUAAAUCCGCAAACUUGAGUGUCCCAAUGAAACCUGCAAUUCAGGAUGAAUUAUUUGAUAUCAUCUCUCCCCCGUUCCUUAGCCAAAUCUUCCCUUGUAGAGGCCAAACUAACUGAAGAUGAGCUUAAAGAUGAAAGAGUUAACAGAGCAGCCAGUCUUCUAACAGCUUUUAAAACAAUCGCAACGGUUAGUUGCUGGUGUGAACCGAAAGUUAUGUGUUUGAUAUUUCACGCAACCAUGGAACAGAAGUUGGAUCAUAAAAUUGUUGCCAAGGUUCUUCGUCAAAUCAGUUCAACUCUUGGCUAUGAUUCACUCAGUGAUUUCAUCAAGACUCACGUUGGUCGUAUUAUUGACAGUUGGUUAAGUCAUGGUUUCAAAUUGGCUGAUUUUCCAUUUCAAGCUUUAGAAUUCAAGUCACUUGCUGAUUUCCUAAGGACGCAUCAUGCUUUGGUUAUGCCACACUUAAUUUGGCGCUUCAAAGAGACAGAAUCACUGAAAACAAUUGGUAAAGAGAUUGGGAAUGACGAAGAUUGGACAGAAUUUCUUGUUCAGGAUUUCUGCAAAAUAAUGUCAAUCAUUGUGCCAUCAUUCGCUGAACAAAGUCGCCAGAAACCUGCAAGUCAAGAACUGGAAUUAGACAAACGAAGAGCUUAUGAUUCUCAUAGUUUUGUUGAAAAUAUUCUUCAAAAAAAUGUUACAGACAAACUGAUGGUGGCAAAGUUUGAUGAACUGAUUGUUGAACUUUUGUUAAAAAUGCAUGACUCGCCAAGCGAAUUAUCCGAUGUUUCUCAAUUCAUCAGAGAUUACGAUCCUCCUACAGAAAGACCUCAUUUCACAUCCCAUGCAAUCAAUGCAACAUUAGAUUACCUAACGAAUUGUCACGAUGGCUCUAACACACUGGUGUCUAUCUUGUGUAAAAGGAAGGAAAAUAUCCAGAAGAUUCUGCUUCGUUUGUCUGAAUAUUUGGAAGGGACUCACGUAUUUCACAAGAGGCGAUCAUUUCUAUCUAUGUAUCGUUUGUUUGUUCUGCUCUUACUUGAAGAAUUAAAUCAAGGUUUAGCCGGAUCCUGGGCAUUCGUAGUCAGAGAUAUUGUUUACACCUUAAUAAGGACUAUAUCACGUCAUAAUUCAAGAAAUGUCUUGAGAAUUAUUGGCUUGAUACGUGAUGAAGAAAUACAGAUUGAACUCGACAGUGAUAUAUUCACUGCAAGUUGUGAUUUGCUUUAUCAAGUUUGUAAAGUUGCAUUAUCUUGCUGUCCACAGGAAAUUGGGCAUCAUCUUCUUGACAUCGUGAAUGAAAUCAUCCCAUUUGUAUUGACAAAAGAUGGCCGAUCAAAGAAGGCGAUCGCUUUACUGAAAUUCCUGAUUGUCGAUAACCAAUCAUGUUUGGAAUCUUUUAUCUCUUGUCUUGAUCCAUUCCCUGAUCAACCUCAGUUUGCGAUGCUUAACGAAACUUACUGGUCUGUACGAAAAAAGAACGACACCUUGUCAGCAGAAAUUGAACAUUUUCUUUCGGUGAGUGGCCGAUGUCGCUCCAUGUCAAGUGUAGAAGGUCUUCGUUUUCUACGUUCAAGAUUUAGACAUGAAAAUGAACUUCAAGAAGCAAUGAAAACUGGUCUCAAUGAUUCACUACUUGGUGGUUUACCUAUAAAACUAUUGAAGCGCUUAUUACUUUUGUGUAAAAACUCAUCAAACGAGGUGAAAAUUGAAGCAGGAAAACUCGUCGCCGAAAUUGGGUCACCCACUGUAUACGUAUCGUCUUUAAGUCCUUCCACAUCUCAAGCUAUAGAGAACUACAGCUAUAGCAAAGCAUGCCAAGCUUUUAAAGGAGAUGAAGAUAGUUGUCGAAACUGCCGAAUUCUUCACGUACUCAAUGAUUGCCUUAUCGAUAGAGACAUAAAAAAGGUCGCUGUGGCAGCUUCGUGUUUAAAAAACGUUCUCAGUAAACCCAGCAUUGUCAUGUUGAUGAAAUGUUACGAAGAAAAAAAAAUUGACCAUCUUUUUGGAUAUCUCGAUCCUUUCAAACCCACGAAACGAAAAAAGAAAACCGAAAAAGAAGAAGGGAAAUCAGAAGUUCCAAGUUUCUUGGCGAUCGUAAAAGAUUGUGAUCUUUGGAAUCCCAAGACGUUCAACAACCAUUCUGAUUGGAUAUCAUCAUUAACUUCAACAAUCAUAGAUAGUGGUGUCAUUAAAGAUGAAGUACUUCGCUGUUUGUCGCCAAUCUGUCAAGUACAUACUCCGUUUGCUGACUUGGUUUUUCCAUAUCUUUGUCACGACAUACUGUUGAACUCCGGUCAUAAUGAAACAUAUCGCGAGCUUAUGUCAGAACAAAUCCAAAGAUUGUUUCGAUCUCACGUGACCUCGUCUAAAAAUCAGAGUAGAGCCAGUACUCCACUCAUUACUAAAAAUGAAAAUGGUGCUUUAGAUGCAGCAAGUGACGAUUCUGUUCAUUCAAUUUUGAACGUGAUCAAUUAUCUGCGGGAACAACCGCGACCUGCCAAGACUGGGACAUUUGGCACGUCUUGGGACAGCAAUUUUUGGCUAGAUUUAAAUUAUUUAGAGCUAGCAGAGGCUGCUUUGAAAAGUUCUGCCUACUAUACUGCAAUAUUGUAUGUCGAAAUAUGGAAAGAUAUGCAAAAGUCUGUGUCCUCCCGCUCACUUGAAUCAAGUUUAGACUCCCAGGAUGUUGCUAUGGAGAUAUGCAGUGAAAGUACGGAGGGAGGUUCUGAGGCAGAUUAUCAAAGAAUUUUAUUUGAAGCUUAUUCUUCCAUUGGUGAACCUGAUGCAUUUUAUGGAUCUGGAGUUUCAACUGAUCUCAAAGCCAGAAUAUAUUCUUACGAACAGGAGAAACAUUGGGGAAAAGCUCUGAGAACAUACGACUUGUAUUGUCGUCAGUCCGAUAACAAGCCUUGUGUUGGAACUGUUCAGGCUUUAAAGACGUUUGGGCUUGAUCACAUAACGUUCCAAUAUCUGAAAGGGUUGGAAUAUGAAAACCAAACCGAGUUUGCGGAACUUCAAUACGAAGCAGCCUGGCGAAAUGGAAUCUGGGACAUUGAUCAGAAUGUCAGUGAUCGAUUUGCAGCUGUCAACGAAGGUUUUAAUCAGUGCGUUUACCAUAACAUCCAGUCCCUGAGAAACAAAGAUUUAAAGUUGUUUAAUUUUUCACUUGAUGAAUGCAGACUUAAAAUUGCCGAAGAAUUAUGUAGGACAAAUACCGAAAGUCUUUGCGAAGUUUAUCCUCAGAUAAUACGGUUACAAUGUUUGGAAGAGCUCGAGCAAGCGAGAAAUAUUCGUUACAGCAACGAUGAUUAUCGUAUUUCGCUUGAUCAGUGGAUUAUGGAUAUUCCAGAAAGUUUCUAUGAAUUUUAUUUAUUGGAGCCAAUAUUAUCGCUUAGGACUGUCCUAUUACAACAACUUCUUUUACUUUCUCGAGAUGAUUCAACAGCUGUAGGGAUGACACAAUGUUUCUUAUCUUCAUUGGUUAAGCAUUGUGAGAUGGUAUCAAAACUUGCAAGACAUGCUGGUUCUUAUCAGUUUUCAGAAAGGGCAAUAGCGGCAUUGAAGGAGCUGAGAUCAUGCGAAGAUUUUAUAACAACAAGUUACUCUUGGAAGAUCGAGGAGGCCAAAGUAUUUUGGUGUCAGGGAGAGCAUGAAACGGCCAUGUUUCAGUUGAAACAAAUCAACAAAGCUGUGAAAAAUAACCCUGAAACACUAGGUCUUUACGGUAGUUGGCUGGCCGAGACACGUUCGGAAAAUCCAAACACAAUUAUGGAGAAAUAUUUAGAAAAGGCUGUUGACCUUGUGAUGUCGUGUAGUGGAAAACAGGAGUCUUCAAGUGAGGCGUUUUUGUGUCUCGCUCGAUUUGCUGACAGUCAGUACAGGAAUAUUGAGGAUUAUAUGAAGUCCUGGGCAUUUGAAAACAAGCGUUCAGUAAUGAAUAAAUUAAAGUCUGAGGUGGCAAAUCUUAAAGAACACGGAGUAGACAAUUGUCGUUACUUGCGUGAGUUAAGUUUGCAAAGUCAAUCUGAUGAACAAGAGUUGACACAAAUGAGAGAAGAUCGUCUUAAAUAUUUACAAAAAGCUUUAAAAAAUUACAUUAGAUGUCUCCAAGUUGGGGAAAAGCACGAUCUACAAAUUUUCAGAAUUUGUUCGUUGUGGAUGGAGAAUUGUGAAGACGAUUCGAUAAACAGGAUUGUUAAGGAAGGAGUAUUUUUAGACACUGGGAAAAUGUCAGUAGCAUCAAGGAAGUUUCUUCCUCUGAUGUAUCAGUUAGCAGCGCGACUUGGCGCUAAGACGCGGGAAAAUGAGUUGUUUCAAAAUGUCUUAAGAAAGUUGAUAAUUGAAGCAGCCGUGGACCAUCCCCAUCACGUGAUUUGGAUAAUAUUAGCGUUGAUUAACGCCGAUAAAGAUAGUAAAUAUUUGACUGGUGGAGGAAAGAAAGCCGGGAGAUUAUCUAAACGAUCCAAUCAGCAAUCUUCUGAAAGUUACGUUGAUGAGGAUCGUUUAAAGGCAGCUACUGCGAUAAUUGAAGACGUACGUAAGUCACAGCAAGCCACAGUCACCUCGAUGGAAAAACUGAGCGAAGCCUACAUUGAAUUGGCGUAUUACGACGUGGCUAAAUACAAAAGUCAAACAGGUCCAAUACCUCUGCCAGAUUUGACCUUAAAACGCAUUGCCUGCCUUAACAACGUCGCUUUACCUACAGUUGAUCUUCAGAUUGACCCAAGUUGUUCUUAUGAAAAUAUCAUUUCCAUUGCAAGAUUUGAACCAAAGUUCAGUUUAUGUGGGGGAAUAAAUUUGCCAAAAAUUCUACUCUGUGUUGGCUCUGAUGGUGUAAAGCGAAGGCAGUUAAUAAAAGGUAAAGAUGACUUAAGACAGGAUGCCGUAAUGCAGCAAGUGUUUAGAAUGGUCAACACGUUGCUUCAGAAGAACGUUGAAACAAGAAAACGUAAUUUGAAAAUGCGAACAUACAAGGUUGUUCCUUUGUCUCAACGUAGCGGUUUGGUUGAAUGGUGCGAGCAAACAAUGCCAUUGGGAAAUUAUCUUAUCGGAGUUCAGGGGAAAAGUCCUGUUGGUGCGCAUCAAAGAUACAAUCCUCGAGAUUUAUCUUCGUUGGAUUGUAGAAAGAAAAUGCAGAGCGUUGAUCGUACCGAUGUCGAUAAACGAUAUAAGAUAUAUAAGGAAAUUAUGGCAAGAUUCAGUCCUGUCUUCAGACAUUUUUUCUUUGAAAAAUUUUUGGAACCAUCUUUAUGGUUUGAAAAACGUCUUGCUUACACAAGAAGUGUAGCAACCGCAUCGAUAGUUGGUUAUAUUGUGGGUCUUGGCGAUCGUCAUGUCCAAAACAUACUGAUUGAUUGCAAUACUGCAGAACUUAUUCAUAUUGACUUAGGUGUCGCUUUUGAGCAAGGAAAGAUGUUGCCAACUCCGGAAACAGUCCCUUUUAGGUUGACUCGCGACUUGGUGGACGGGAUGGGAAUCUCUGGAGUCGAGGGCGUCUUUCGCAGAUGCUCUGAAGAAACCUUAAACGUUAUGAGACGUUCACAAGAGAAAAUAUUGACGAUAGUACAGGUGCUGCUUUUUGAUCCUCUGUACGCGUGGACAUUGAGUCCUUUGAAAGCUAUGUCAUUACAACGAAAACCUGAUAUGGACACAUCUAACGUCUCAAGUGCAGAUACAGUCCUAGAUAAUGGGAACGAGCAACGAAACAACUUAGAUGAAACCGCUGUAAACAAAAUGGCGGAACGAGUUCUUGUUAGGUUGAGACAAAAACUUGAAGGAGAAGAAGAUGGAACAUUACUAAGUGUUAAAGGACAGGUGAAUCAUUUAAUACGAGAAGCAAAAGACCCGAAAAAUUUAUGCCGGUUAUUCCCCGGAUGGCAACCGUGGAUAUAAAUAAUUAUUUUAACUGGAAUUGAUAUUUUGUAUGAAAUCAUUCUCAUAAUGUCAUGAAUAUUAUUCCCAGAAUAUUAUUGCCUUGACGUCAUUCCCAGUCUUUUCAUGCAACUUGAAACGCCAGCCUAGUUUACGAAAUAAACCUCCGCCUAAAAGCCUAAAAUUUGAAAUAUGUUUUGAUCCAAAGGCAAAGUUCAAGAGAAUUCGGUACAUGCGUUUUAAACUUUUAAUCCGUGAUUUUUUGACGACUUAAAGUUUACUAUUUUCUUAUAAAACUAACAACACAAAAAUUAAUCAAUGUCAAGUCGAUGUGCAUGAUGUGUC